Molecule: messenger RNA, 897 nt
Organism: Jatropha curcas
Lineage: Eukaryota; Viridiplantae; Streptophyta; Magnoliopsida; Malpighiales; Euphorbiaceae
Product: putative transcription factor bHLH107
Biological process (GO): regulation of DNA-templated transcription
Molecular function (GO): protein dimerization activity; DNA-binding transcription factor activity
Source: RefSeq, a predicted model, not a curated record
CUCUCAUUUUUCCAGUUUUCUCUUCUUCUUUCUGCAACUUUUCUUCCUUACCUUGUUUUUAUUCUCAACAAAUGCUUCCUUUUCAAACCUACUAUGGUUUUGAUCACAGCCAGAACCGUUUUGUUCAAGAACCAACCUUAGUCAACGUCAUGGAAAUGGACGGUGCUGGUGAGUCCGUCCUCAGUUCAUCAUCAAGAUUGGAAAAGAAAUCAACCGAGGCAUGCAAGAGUCAUAAGGAAGCUGAAAGGCGACGUAGACAGCGUAUCAACGCUCAUCUCUCCACCCUUCGUACUCUUCUUCCUAGCUCCACUAAGACAGACAAGGCCUCGUUGCUGGCGGAGGUGGUUCAUCACGUGAAGGAGCUAAGGAAGCAAGCGGCUCACGUGGCGCGUCAGGACAGGGACAGUUGCUGUGGCAGCGAAUCAGAGAGUGAGAAGUACUGGCCGUUUCCGGGAGAAUCUGACGAGACGAUUUUGAGUUAUUGCGAUGGUGAAACCAAGACGAUGAGAGUGAGCGUUUGUUGUGAGGAUAGGCCCGGGUUGAACCGGGAUUUGUCGCAGGCGAUCCGGUCUGUCAAAGCGAGGGCGGUUAAGGCUGAGAUGAUGACGGUUGGUGGGCGGACUAGAAGUGUGGUGGUGUUGCAAUGGGGUAGUGGCGGUGGCGGUGGCGGAGAGGAGGAUGUAGGAGUUUUGAGAAGAGCGUUAAAGGCUGUUGUGGAGAAUCGGGUCUCGCGCUCUGGGCUGGGUCAGGUGGUCCAAAGGAAUAAACGGCUUCGGGGUUACGAUUUGGUUAAUGGGGUUGAUUAGUUUUUGGAUAGAUAGCGAAGCAAUUCUCAUUUUGAUAUGCUAUUAUUGUUUAUUGAGUCUUCUUUAUAGAAACCAAAAAAAAAAAAAAAAA